Molecule: messenger RNA, 2528 nt
Organism: Astyanax mexicanus (Mexican tetra)
Lineage: Eukaryota; Metazoa; Chordata; Actinopteri; Characiformes; Acestrorhamphidae
Gene: ppat
Product: phosphoribosyl pyrophosphate amidotransferase
Exons: 11
Coding region: 205-1731 (508 amino acids)
Biological process (GO): purine nucleotide biosynthetic process; purine nucleobase biosynthetic process
Molecular function (GO): amidophosphoribosyltransferase activity
Source: RefSeq, a predicted model, not a curated record
AAAUGUUGGUGGGCGCAUGCGCAGAGCCGCUAAGUAGCACGUAUCGAUGGGUAGCAUAACUCGACACAACACCGGCGCCGGGCGGCGUGGUACAGCAGCACGUGUUCGGACUGAGCGAUUUUGAGGCGGCGUGGGGAGAGCCCGAGCUCAGGGAGUCUGAACUCCAGGAGAGCGCGAGGACACGCAGCAGCAGCAGCAGCGGGCAUGGAGUUUGAGGAGUCCGGUAUCGGAGAGGAGUGCGGCGUGUUCGGCUGUGUGGCAGCGGGAGAGUGGCCGACCCAGCUGGAAGUGGCGCAGGUGCUGACCCUGGGUCUGGUGGCCUUACAGCACAGAGGUCAGGAGAGUGCGGGAAUUGUUACGAGUAAUGGGUCCACUCCACCCACAUACACCACCCUUAAGGGCAUGGGAUUAGUGAGCACAGCUUUUAAACCGGAGGACUUGCUGAAGCUGAGAUAUGGAAAUUUGGGGAUUGGGCACACUCGAUAUUCCACCACAGGAAUAUCAGAGCUACAGAACUGUCAGCCAUUUGUGGUGGACACCCUGCAUGGAAAGAUUGCUGUGGCACACAACGGAGAACUUGUCAACGCUGCCGCUUUGCGCAAGAAGGUUAUGAGACACGGUGUCGGUCUGUCCACCAGCUCAGACAGCGAGCUCAUCACACAGCUACUUGCUCUGACUCCACCCAUGGAGGAGGAUGAUACUCCUGAUUGGGUAGCACGCAUUAAGAAUUUGAUGACUGAAACGCCUACUUCCUACUCCCUGCUGGUAAUGCACAAAGAUGUGAUCUAUGCCGUGCGAGACCCGUAUGGCAAUAGACCUCUCAGCAUCGGCCGUCUGGUGCCAAUUUCAAAACUACACUCAGGCAGCAGUGAGGCAGACACCGAAGGCUGGGUGGUUUCCUCAGAGUCCUGCAGUUUCCAGUCCAUCGGUGCAAAGUAUUACCGUGAAGUACAGCCAGGAGAAAUUGUGCAGAUCUCCAAACAUGGCAUCAAGAGCCUGAGUGUCGGCCCUCGCCCAGAGGGAGACCCCCCUGCCUUCUGCAUAUUUGAAUAUGUUUACUUUGCCAGACCAGACUCCAUAUUUGAAGGUCAGAUGGUGUACACAGUCCGGCAGCGCUGUGGGCGCCAGCUUGCCAUCGAGGCCCCUACUGAGGCAGAUGUGGUCAGCACAGUUCCUGAGUCAGCGACUCCAGCUGCUUUAGGAUAUGCACAAGAGUCUGGCCUCCCUUAUGUAGAGGUCCUGUGCAAAAACCGCUAUGUUGGGAGAACUUUCAUUCAGCCAAACACUCGCUUACGUCAGCUUGGCGUGGCCAAGAAAUUUGGAGCAUUGACGGACAACUUUGCUGGCAAAAGAGUGGUGCUAAUUGAUGAUUCUAUUGUGAGAGGCAACACCAUCUCACCUAUUAUUAAACUGCUCAAGGAGGCUGGAGCAAUAGAGGUCCACAUUCGAGUAGCAUCUCCUCCAAUUCGAUUCCCCUGCUACAUGGGCAUCAACAUCCCUACCAAAGAGGAGCUGAUUGCUAAUAAGCCGGAGUUUGAGGACAUUGCAGGCUACAUUGGAGCUGCCAGUGUGCGUUAUUUGACUGUUGAAGGCCUGGUUGCUGCGGUGCAGAGUGGGAUUGAAGGUUGUGGGGAGAAGAAAGAGAUCAGCCCCAGGACCAAGACCAGCAAAAGAGUUGGUCACUGCACGGCCUGCCUGACGGGCAAAUACCCUGUUGAACUGGAGUGGUGAUGAAAUGGACUGUAACACAAUCGUCAACAUUCCACAUUAAAGUCCAGAGUAUCUGGCACGUGGCAAUCGUCUUCACAUGGUGUAGAUACAUUAGGUUUACUGUACACUGUGGUGUUAUGUUUAUCUACAAGUAAUUUACCAGCUCUGUUUUAACAGGGUGUUCAUGUUCAAAAACAUCUGCCAUUUUUAGUAUAAACCUUACAUAUUUAAGUUCACUACAUAACAAUUUUGCCAUCAGUAGAAAGUCAGUUUUAUUCAAUUAAAUUCAAUCGUUCACAAUUUAUGCUGGAAAAGACUGGAAAAUCUUGAAUGACUGACUUGAUAACCGAACUUUCCAUGAUGCUUGCAGAUUGUAAAGUUACAUUUAACCCUUAAAUUCCCAUGGAAAGUAAAGUUCAUAUGUAAAGAUUAACAUGUGCUUUUCAUAUACUCACAUUUAUUUGAUCCUCUGAUGACUAAAAUGCAUUAUGGUGCCAAAGGUUUCGAAUUGCAUUUCCCAACUGUUACACCCGACAGAGUCUGUAUCUGAGCAGUAGAGACUCUUCUGUUCUGAAAAUCGCGCACAAAUAAUACCCAACACACUGUAAAAAGGUGAAAUAUUUUUGUUCUUCUUUGUCUUUGCAUUAUUCCCUCCCUCUUAUUGCAUUGUGCUCAUGUAAGAAUUGUGGAAACUGUUGCAGCAGAGGCUGAUAAAACCUGGAGCAAUAAAAAGUCCUUUGUUCUCCAGUUGUAUUUGCCAGUAAAAAGUAUGUGUGAAACAAGCAAAACCAUUUAUUAAAAUUUCACAUUUCAACAUA